This is a messenger RNA of Caenorhabditis briggsae, 1983 nucleotides long. Gene Ontology annotation, molecular function: metal ion binding; RNA endonuclease activity; mRNA binding. Bases 1 to 1983 code for a protein of 660 amino acids. Gene Ontology annotation, cellular component: cytoplasmic ribonucleoprotein granule; nucleus. The record is from RefSeq and is a predicted model, not a curated record. The transcript is spliced from 11 exons. Lineage: Eukaryota; Metazoa; Nematoda; Chromadorea; Rhabditida; Rhabditidae.
AUGGAUUCCCUGCCUCGAGGCCACGCCCCUUUGUGCCGAACAACAGGAGGAGGAGGAAAUAUCAGUAAUCAGAGAGGACUUGGCACUCGACUCAAUCCCUAUUAUCAGUCAACACCACAUCAACCAACGGUUCAAUCAAUGUCACAACCGAUUCAGUCAAAUGGAUAUAAUAAUCACUCGCAGCAGCAGCAGAAAAUGAUGAAUUACGGAAAUGGCGGAGCAGCGUCGGCGGGAGGAGCCAACAUGUCGGGACAAGUACUUCUAGAAGGACCACCACCCGGUUUGGUGGCAGUUCAAUCUUCGAGUGCAUUGGAUUUUGAUUCUUGUUAUAGUUCCUGCGACGACAUCUCCCAUCCAUCACUGAGUCGAGAGUCUUCGGAUCCCAGUAAAAUAGAUGAUGACCAAAAAACUUUGAUGAUCAGAUAUCCAGCACCGGAAGUUGUUGAAUUCGCGACCAAGUUGGGAUACUCGACGGAGCAACUCAGCCACGUUCUGAAUACGAUUGGAGUCGAUUCUAGAAUGGACGACGUGCUAUCAGAACUUGUGAAAAUGGGACUUCCUAGUGGUAAUGUCAGGUCAUCUGACGGUGUAAUGGCGAUUUCGCAACCAUCGUCAUCGUCAACAUCUGCAAAUCAUCGUCCAGUUGCUCCUUCCUCAUCAGCCCCACCUAUGUCAUCUGCAAUUGCUAUAUCAUCAGCUUCCUGUUCCUGGGCACCAUAUUAUCCACAGUAUACCCCGAAUAUGAAUCUGCGAUCAGUAGUAGUUGAUGGAUCGAAUAUUGCCAUGUUACACGGCCGCAAAGAAGUGUUCUCUUGUGCCGGUCUCCGCGAGUGUCUCCAUUAUUUUCUUGAACGGGGACAUCCUGAAGUCCUGAUUUUCAUUCCACAAUACAGAAGAGAACAACCACGAUCGGACAGCCCAAUCACCGAUCAACAUAUUCUAUUGGAAAUCGAACGACAUAUUAUUUAUACCCCAUCUAGAAACGUAAACGGUCGUCGCGUAGUGUGUCACGACGAUAGAUAUAUUCUUCGAACUGCAGAACUGAAAGACGCCGUGAUUGUCUCCAACGACGAGUAUCGUGAUUUGACGAGAGAGAAUCCAGCGUGGAAGAAGAUUGUUGAGGAGAGACUCCUUAUGUUCACUUUUGUUGAGGACAAAUUUAUGCCACCGGAUGAUCCAUCAGGUCGCAAUGGUCCAAGAAUCGAGAGUUUCCUGUCGAAAGUUCCAGUUUCGUCACCAAAUCCACUAGUUUGUCCAUAUGCAAGAAAAUGUACAUAUGGAAAUAAAUGCAAGUUUUAUCAUCCGGAACGUGCAAAUGGACAACAUAUGAGUGUAACGGAGAGAUUGAUGAAGGAGAAUCAGCAGAAGAAAUCUUUGGGAGCAGUGAAAUCUAUGCAAUACGAGAUGUUCAAAAACAAACACGCCGCCCUUUCCCGUACUCAAUCCCUAAAUGUGGUCAAACCACUCACUGAAAACAUCUGCCAACUGCCUCCAACUCCGGAGAGCCCUAUCCAGAUGCCACGUCAGCAUAUGCAGCUACAACAGGCAAAUAGUGCACCUUGGCAACAACACAGUGUAGUACAGAGACAUGGAUCGUCUCCACUAACUCCAGUGAAUCGACAAAUGAAUAAUGCUCAUCCUGAAAUGUACAAUCAACAACAUCACCAUAAAGUACUUCCGCAUCAGCAUGGUGUAAUUGGAAGUCAACGACCAUCUAAAAUGGCAACUGCAGUAUCCCAAACGCAUCUGUUUGCACCAUCAACUGCUGUUUGGGGUCACUCGGAAUUGUCCGUUGGGCCUGUUAAUACUGGAUCGGAUGCAAACGAGAGUCUCUCCGAGGUUCGUGCUCGUGUACACUUUCAUCUUUGUCAUAUUUUCCCCCACGACUUCGUGGAAUCCGUGAUGGCUGCGAACCCAGAAGAAGUGAAUGCUCCAGUGCUCUGUGAGCUCAUCAUUCGUGCUCAAAAAGACUAUCGCAAGUGA